Molecule: messenger RNA, 1796 nt
Organism: Chironomus riparius
Lineage: Eukaryota; Metazoa; Arthropoda; Insecta; Diptera; Chironomidae
Source: the annotation of a GenBank genome assembly
UGAGCAGAUUGCACGUGUAAACAACAGAGUCUAGAAAAACAAAUCUUUAGAUUCAAAAGUCGCCGAAAAUAAAUUAUUAAUUAAAGUACAUUAAAUCGACGAAAUAUAGGCAAAGUAAGUGACGAAUUGAUAGAUAAUUAACAGCACUUGAAUAACAAACUUCAGAACAAGACAUUACUCAUGGAAAUAUGAUAAAAAAGUUAUCUUUUACUUUGGCAAUUUUUUCUACGUAUUUGGCAUUUCGUUGGUAUUGGAUCGGCAGAAAAUAUAAUAAUUCAAGGAGUUUAAAGAAUCGUCGUGUAUUAUUUUUUGGUCCAUCAUCGACUAUCGGACUGGAACUAGUAAAGGAGUUAUCCAGCAGACAAGCUGAACUUGUAAUUGCGUCAUCAAGUCCCGAAAUAUCGGAAGAGAUAUUGCAAAAUUCAUUUUUUGAGUCUAACGUCUCUGUUCAUUUAAUUGAUUUCUCUCGGCUUCAUAGCAUCAACGAAUUUUGUGAGAAGUUGAUAAAGGAAGGCAAGCCAAUUGACAUUUUCAUUGGAAGUGCUGAGAUUUAUAAUCAACCACCAGAAUUAACAGAGGAUCAAGUGGAUAUAACAUUUCAAAUCAAUUAUUUGUCACAUUACUUGGCUAUUUUGAAACUAUCACAACUGAUUAAGAGAUCCAGGCAUGGUAGAGUGAUCUUCAUCUCAUCAGGCUGUCACAAACUUGUUGAUCGAGUCCCCAAGAAAGAAUUUCAUCAAUUAUAUAAAGACACUCAAGAACUAAGGAAGCAAGCCUACGCAUACAGCAAAUUGUGCUUAGUAUUAUUCGCUUGGAAAUUAUCAAAUCUCAUUUCAUCACCAAAUCUUACUGUAUCCUGCGUAGAUCCAGGAAAGUUCUCAGACAAUUUAAUCCACCAAGUAAUAUUAAAAUCACCAUCUGAAGCAAUUCAAGGAAUCUUGUUUGCUAUUUUAUCAGACAAAAGACCUCCGUUCUAUAUUGAGGAUAUUAAAGAAUCAUUUAAUUAUAAUAAACUUGGAAUUAAAGCUUCCGAAUUAUCUAAAUGUCUUGUGGAUAUUUUGGACAUUCAGAAUUUGGACAGAAUCAAGUACAAGUCAAAUUAUAUUUUGGAAGAAAACAUUGGAAAUGAAUUAUGGAUUAAUAUUGGAGAUGCAGUCACUCCAAUUGACUGCUAUGUUGAAGAAUUUUUAAAGAAUAUGCUUACAAAUGAGACAAGUAAGUGCUAUAUUGAUACUAAAUCAUCAGGAACAAUAUCAUUCACAAUGAGAUUAAAGAGAAUCGAAUUUGGUGGAUAUUAUUUUGAACAGAAAGCUAGCACAAUGUAUGAAUUAGCUAAACAUUAUAAAGACAAUGGCGUAAAGAUGUUUAAAGACUAUCCAUUAUUUGCACAUAAUUACUUUAAUCUUGCUGCAAAAUGUCUUUUAUCCUUUCAUGCAUUUGAUGAUAUUGAGGAUGUCUUAAAUGAUUGUGAGCUUAAGAAGAAAGAUUUUGAGGAACUGCUUCAAAAUAUUUAUUCAAAUAUAUCUGCAUGCUUAAUUAAACAAAAUAGAUAUGAUGAAAUCAUUACUAUUUUGGAUUAUACGAAGAAGCAAGAAAAGCCAUCUGAUAAGGCUAUAUUUCGACUUGCUACAGCCUAUUUACAUACUAACAAUUACGACGAAGCUUUGAAGACAAUUACGCGUGUUGAUUAUAAAGGAAAUAAGGAAUUAAUGCAUUUAAUGAAUACAAUUCAGCAAAAUCGCAAUGAAGGCAAGGAUAAAGAUUCGCAGAUGGCUAAGAAAAUGCUAUUUGGCUAA